Messenger RNA from Xyrauchen texanus (razorback sucker), 5704 nucleotides. RefSeq names its product wings apart-like protein homolog. The record is from RefSeq and is a predicted model, not a curated record. The transcript is spliced from 20 exons. Gene Ontology annotation, biological process: regulation of chromosome condensation. Bases 240 to 3779 code for a protein of 1179 amino acids. Lineage: Eukaryota; Metazoa; Chordata; Actinopteri; Cypriniformes; Catostomidae.
AACGCGAAUGGAGGCAGUUGAUGUUUCAGAGCCGAAACAAUCGAGUCCGAAAUAAACGAGCAAAACUUCAGUGAAAAGCCCGUGAUUGUUUAUCUUCCGUUAGAGCGCGUCAGACCUCAAGUACUCGUGCAGCUGUGUCGGUGGAGGCCGUGUGUGUGUCAGGAUUUGUUUGUUGAUCUGCUGUUAGAGGCCCGGAUUCACUCUCCUUAACAAGCAGGGAAUAUGAGACAGAUGCCACAAUGACGUCUAGAUUUGGAAAAACUUAUAGUCGAAGAGGAGGAGAUGGGACCUCCAAGUUUGAUGAGGUGUUGUCCAAUAAAAGGGCGACUCUCAGCACCAAAUGGGGCGAAACGACUUACAAAGCCAAGGUGGGAGCGAAGAGGCCUGCCUUGAAGACUGAUGUGACAGAUCGGACCAAGAGGUCUAAGGUACUGGAAGGUGAUGGCUCAGAGGAUCCGUUCGGGUUUGACAGUGACGAUGAGUCCAGGCCGGUCACGUCUCGUAGCAUGUCUCAGUCCAAGCCCAAGGUGAUUGCAACGGGAGGGUCCCAAGCCAGCCUGACACUGGAGCCCAACAGCAGGGUGAACCAGCCUGCCAGUGUGGAGGCCGUGGCUCCCAGCAGGGCCCCGUUUACUCUCAGCAUGGACAGAAGUGCUCACAAAGUGCCAGAGGAUCCUGGGAAGUUCUUAAAUACCUCUACUGCAGGAAAGACCCUGAGUUGGUCCAUCGAGAGCACAGACCAGCACAGCUAUUCAUGGUACCCUUCUGAAAGCGACAUGAGACCUCUAGCCCAGACGGCCACGUUGAAGUCUGAGAAAACGGAUGCCAAGGAUUCCUAUGAUGCCUGGAGCUCUGUGGUCGGUCUGGGGGUACGCUCCACAUCCCUCUUCACCAGUCCCAAAAACCCUCCGUCUACCAUGUGGGCAUCCAGUAGUUACAGUCGCAGCAGCAUUCAGGACAAAACCUCCUCUGAGACUCAUUUAGACGAGCUUGGCCAGGGGUACUUUAAGAUUCCUGUAGAGCCAUCUGAAAGUGAGGAUCACUCGCAGUCGCCACUCAGGUCUUCCAACUGCCGAACGUACUGCAGACCCAGUAAAGGCAAGCAGGAUGGAGGACCUGAUGGGAGUGAAAUUGCCUCCGGUGGUGACUCUGUAGGAGUGUCGCACAACAGCGGAGCUGACUGCGCCGUUGGGAUGACGACAAACAUAGGUCGGACGAGAGACUUCACUGUGCUGAACCCGUCCUGUUUGUCAAUGUUUAACGUCACUUUCCAGGACUCCAUGGACCGCAAUAUGGAGGAGUACACAGUCAGCGCCCCAGCUGCAGACCCAGUGGAUGCACUAAGACUGAGGAAGGAAACAGAGACUGAGAGCAAACACAUUAGUCGAUCAAGACCCACACAGAGCAAAGUGAAGAGCAGUAAACUGGAGCUGUUUGGGUUUAAUGAUGCCGACACUCUGGCUGAGGAUGAUGACGACUCCACUUCAGGAAGCUCCAACUACAGGAUAAAAUACUUUGGCUUUGAUGACCUGAGUGAGAGCGACAGUGAAGAUGAGGAGAGGUUUUCUGAGAGGAGGAAGGCCAAGAGGAUGGCUGCUGUGGGCAUAGAUGGACCAUUGGUUUCUAUAGAGACGAAUGUUGAAAGUCCUCCACCCAGAGAGAGGCAGAGCAGUCACAUAACGGCUCACAGUCAUAGCCUCAUACACGAUCCUAUGAAAUUCCCAGAGGUCCAUUGUCCCUCCCUGUCUGAGAUGGUAAGGAAGCCUCAGGUCAAAGCUCAGGAGAAAGCAAAAGACAGCAGCAGGAAGAUCUUCAGCGGACCCAAGAAGUCCCCUACUAAAGCUGUGUAUAAUGCCAGACACUGGAACCAGCCAGAGACAGAAGAACUGCUGCCCUCGCUUCCAUCACGAUCUCAAGCUACUCCGGCCGUUGCGUCAGGAGGCAGUAAAGAGUCGAACUCUCACAAGGAUGAUGGUGUGUUCAAAGCUCCGGCCCCUCCUCCCAAAGUCAUCAAGUCUGUCACUAUCCCCACAGAGCCUUACCAGGACAUGGUCACGGCGCUCAAAUGUAGGAAGGAACACAAGGAGUUAUACACUGUUGUCCAGCAUGUGAAGCACUUCAAUGAUGUGGUGGAGUUUGGGGAGAAUCAGGAGUUCACCGAUGAUUUUGAGUAUCUUGCCACUGGUUUGAAGACUGGCCAACCCCUUAAUACACGCUGCCUUAGUGUUAUUGGUUUGGCCACACGGUGUGCUAUGCCCAGUUUCAGGAUGCACCUAAGGGCUCGUGGGAAAGUGGCUCAGGUCUUUAAAACUCUCAAUGAUGCACCUCAGCAUGCGAAUCUAGCUCUGUGUUCGGCCUCUCUGAUGUACAUCCUCAGCAGAGACCGCUUGAACAUGGACCUGGAUCGAGCCAGUCUGGAUCUCAUGAUCCGAUUACUGGAGUUGGAACAGGACAAAUCCACAGCUGAUCAGCUGACGGCGAGAGAGAUGAACAAAGUGAAAGAAAAGAUUCGCAAACUCUGCGAGACAGUUCACAAUAAGCAUCUGGACCUGGAGAACAUCACGACGGGACAUUUAGCCAUGGAGACGUUGUUAUCGUUGACGUCGAAAAGAGCGGGUGACUGGUUCAAAGAAGAGCUCAGGCUUCUGGGAGGCCUGGAUCACAUUGUAGAUAAAGUGAAAGAGUGUGUGGAGAAUCUGAGCCAAGAGGAUGAUAAGGAGAAUCUAGUGGCGUCGUUGUGGGGGGCUGAGAGAUGUCUGCGUGUACUAGAGAGUGUAACUGUUCACAAUCUAGAAAACCAGGGCUACUUGAUCGCCUACAAGGACUCUCAACUCAUAGUGUCUUCAGCAAAGGCGUUGCGUCACUGUGAAGAGAUGAUUCAGAGGUACAGUCGAGAGGUGAACAGAGGUCUGUGUUCAUCAGGAACUCUGCUGCCGUACUGUAGCAACAGUAAUGUGGGGAAAGCUGUAGAGGACUGUAUGAGAGCCAUCAUCGGUGUCCUGCUCAACCUCACACAUGACAACGAAUGGGGCAGCACAAAGACGGGUGAGCAGGACGAGUUCCUCAACACGGCCCUGAACUGUGUGCUCAGGGUCCCGCAGUACCUGCCACAAGAGCAGAGGUUUGACAUCAGAGUCCUGGGUCUGGGCCUGCUCAUUAAUCUGGUGGAGUACAGUGCGAGGAACAGACACUGUCUGGUGGAGCUGCAGAUGGAGGGAGGUGACGUCUGGGACUCGAUGUGUGUGUCUGAUAAAGACGAGCUGAAGACUGAAGGCGCUCUCAAUGCUAUUGCUGCUCUCGUGAAGCUUUUCCUGCAGCGAGAGCGUGCAGCCGUGUUGGCGGAGGCGGAGACUGAUGACUUCAUCAACGACGCACCCAAAUCCAAGUUGGACCAGAGUGGAGAGUGGCAGGAGACCAAUGAGGAGAUCCAGUGGGUGGCAACAGAAAACCGCAGCACAGAAGACAAGAAGAAAGAAGAGGAGGACAAGAAGAAAGAAGAGGAGGAUGAAGAACUAGAUCUUAAUAAAGCUCUUCAGCAUGCUGGCAAGCACAUGGAGGACAGUAUCGUGGCAUCGUACACUGCACUGCUUUUGGGCUGUCUCUGCCAGGGGAGCCCUAUGAAUGUGACUACUGUGAGGGAAAACCUGCCAAAAGGGGAUUUUUCAGUCAUGACGGAGAUGCUCAAGAAGUUCUUGAAUUUCAUGGACCUUACAUGUGAUGUGGGCACUGCAGGACAGAAGUCUAUCUCCAGAGUCAUCGAUUACCUGGAGCACUGCUAGUGUAAUCGUGGAGAUUCAUACAGACUUCAGCACACACUUGAACCCAUCAUCAUCAUCAUCAUCAUCAUCCAGUAUCUUCCUCACUCAGACUCGACAAACUGAAGAUUAAAGCACAUCAUGCACUGAACUCCAUUAAAGAAGCUGUUUUGAGUUUGUCUAGUUGUUCAUCCGUUCCUUCUUCAAGAGUUUGAUAUUGUUGCAUUGAGUGACAGAGAACUUUGUUUUACCUCUGUUGAACUGUCACCAUGUAAUUUCACUUUCAAUGUAGCAGAUAUUUAGAGUAGCUUUGAGAAACCUUUGUUAAAGGCUGCCCCGUCCUCUAUGAUUUUCUUGUUGUUCCACUCCCAAGUCUGCUUAUUUCUGAGUGCUCGACACUGACCCAAACGAUUGCAGGGCGAAUCCAAAACUGCAUUAGAGGUUCUGGUUCCCUUUGAAAUAGUGGAAAGAACUGCCCUUCUGGUUCAAAACCAUUCUCUUCACUUCAGUAUGUGCCCCUUUUGUGUAACGACUUUUCUUUUUUUAUCGAUAGUGUCAUGUCAAAGGUCUACAAAUGAAUAAAUUACGUUUCUGCUCAUGUCACGAGGGCAGGAGAGGGAUGAAACGUUUUUAGAACGUUUUAGUUGUCAAACCACCAUUAAAAACAUUUUUGAAAAUGCCUUUGAAUAAUGUGAGAUACAUGAGAAUGAAUAAUAUAUUCUGACUACAAGACGGUAAAGUUCAAUACAUUUAAAGGUGAUUUAAAGCCAGGAAAUCUCUUGAUCGUUGCUGCAGGAGUCCAAUAAACAAAGUUUAUGAAUCUCUUGAUUACUCUAGAUAACCAAGAGUUGCACUGAGCCUCCAUUUCAUCCCACUCUUUAUUAGUUUCUGGAGUAUUUGUCAAAUGGAAGAAGUCUUCGGUAAUGAUAGAUAAUUAUUUCUUAGAACCAGACUGAUUUAAAGGAAUAUUCCAGGUUCAAUACAAAUUAAGCUCAAUUGACGCAUUUGUAGGCCGUAUGCAUUUACAGGACAAUCUGUAAGCAUUAAAUUACUAUUUCAAAUGUAUAGCCACAAGACGUAAACAAUAUUCAUGUGGAAUGAUUUCAGUAUAGGGUAUAUCGGCGUUGCUAUGACGAUGCCAUAAAGUUGUAAUAUUAAAUAUAACUUUACACUGAUAAAUGAUUUUGUCACACCAGAGUCACGUGUUUAAUCUUUAGUCUUGUGUCUAUACAUCUGAAACGGUGAGUAUUUGAAUGUUUACAUACAGGCUCAUUCACUUCCAUUGUAAGUAAACCAAAUCAUUCUUCAAUUAAGCUUAACUUGGAUUAACCUGGAAUAUUCCUUUGAUAAGGCCAGUAGUUUGCAGUUCUAAUGUUUGUUUACCUUGAUGACAAGCUUGACAGAAACUCAUUGCUGCUGUUGUCAAAAUGUUUUAAUGUGCUUCGACUCAAGUAAAUGUUCUUGUUUUUCAAUGCGUGCGCACACACACACACACACAUACUUGUCACAAGCUGGUUUGUUGGUAAUACAGGCCUGCGUGCAGAAAAAUAAAUUUAAUUCUGCAUUUCUAGGGGUCAUUGUUCUCACUGCUAAACUGCUGGUUUUCACAGAGUUUAAGGAUGUUCUCGGUAGAGUCUCUGUCGGUCAGAUUUGAGCUUCUGUGUGUGUGUGAGCUCCAAACAUCAGUGCAGGAUUGAAUUCACACGGCUGGACAUGAAUGAUGCAACAUGAACUGUAAAUACUGUAAAUAUUGUGCUGUUGGAGAACUAGAUAGACUACUUUUCUGAAUCCAAUCCAAUUUUUAUUUUAUACCGCAUUUUUCUCAGUUGUGUUCUUUUAGGUAAGGUGAAAGAGUUAUCGAAAAGCCAACUGCAGGAACAUUUGUACCAAUUUCAAAAACAAUUUCUUUGGUUACUUGUACAUAAUUUUAACUCGAAUAAAAAUUGCUA